Molecule: messenger RNA, 852 nt
Organism: Chenopodium quinoa (quinoa)
Lineage: Eukaryota; Viridiplantae; Streptophyta; Magnoliopsida; Caryophyllales; Amaranthaceae
Exons: 2
Coding region: 1-852 (283 amino acids)
Source: RefSeq, a predicted model, not a curated record
AUGGCUGUGGUGCGUACUCUAAAUCCUCCUCCUCCACAAAAUGAUACUCCUCCUCCACAAAAUGAUUUACCCUUUCAAGAAAGUGAACCAAGUUCUCCUUUACAUCAUGCUAGUGAACAACAUUCUUCCCCAUCUCACAAUUUCCCUCAAAAUGAAGAUGGGCAAUCUUUUCCCCAAGGUGGUUCGGAUCCUAGUGCUCAAAUUGGUGAAGGAAGGUUAAGUGCACUUGAUAUUAUUAAUCUUCCACAAGACCCCGGGAAAAGAAGAAGGAUGUGUGAUUUUCAUCCCGAUGAUAGGGAUUUAGUGCGGAGAACAUACAUUCAAAGAAAGCCAUGUCAACCUAAAGAUCAUGCGUUUCCUCAAACACUUUUUGGGCCGAUAAAACGUCGAUUUAAUGUUAAUUGGUUUGAUACUUGGCCAACAUGGCUUGAGUAUAGUGUUGAGAAAGAUGUUGCCUUUUGUUUCAUUUGCUAUCUAUUUAAGGAUGGUAACACAGCGGGAGUGGAUGCUUUUGUUAAUGGAGGUUUCAGACGUUGGAAUAGAAGAGACACAAUUGUAAAGCAUGUUGGUGGACACAAGAGUGCUCACAAUAAUGCUGUGAUUGCUAUGAACUUUUUCAUGAAUCAAAUGAGUAGCAUUGCCACCGCUUUAUCAAAACAAACAGCGGAAACCAUGAGUGCCUAUCGUAAGAGAUUAGAAGCUUCAAUUGAAACCAUUAAAUGGCUAUUGUUCCAAGGGUUGCCUUUUCGUGGUCAUGAUGAAAAGGAAAGUUCAUUGUCUAGAGGUAACCUUCUUUCGUUAUUAACUCUUCUUUCAAACCAUGAUCCUGAGUACUCCAAAGUUGUUUUUUAA